GACUAAUUCAGUGGACGAGACCUUAGCCGCAUACAAUCAUCUGGUUGCUGCGUAGGCAGUGUAGAUAAUUACGUUUUAAAAGCGUCGUGAAGCCGUGUAAAAGUCAGCUGGUUGCUGUAGACAGUGUAGACAGUUACGUUUUAAAAGCGGUGCGCGUCGUGAAGCCGUGUAAAAGAGAUAUCGUGAAAAUGUGGCCGUUUCAUAGUCAGUGUAACAGUACAGCAAGACUCGUCGGCAAAACCGUAAUUAUAACGGGAGCGAAUACAGGAAUUGGCAAGGAGACCGCUAGAGAUCUCUAUAGAAGAGGAGCAAGAGUAAUUUUAGCUUGUCGAGAUAUGCAAAGAGCAAACGACGCAAUUGAAGAUAUAAGAAGAAAUCCUCCCUCAAAAGCAGAUAGGGAACAGUUUCAAGGUAAUCCAGGUGAACUCGCGGUCUAUCGUUUGGACCUGUGCAGCCUAAAAAGCGUAAGAGAAUGUGCUGAGAUGUUGUUGAAAAAUGAAUCAGCCAUUCACUUGCUGAUAAAUAACGCUGGUGUGAUGAUGUGCCCGCAAGAAAAGACCGAAGAUGGAUUCGACUUGCAGCUGCAAACAAACCAUCUUGGUCACUUUCUCCUGACGCUCCUGCUACUGCCAAAAAUGCAAUCCUCCGGUUAUGGUUGUAAAAUAUUGAAUGUUUCGUCGUGUAUGCACAUGUUUGGCGCUGUGCAUGAGGACCUAAAUUUGGAGAAAACAUACACUCCCUUCAGAGCAUAUGCACAAAGUAAGCUAGCGAACGUAUUGUUCACCAAGGAACUCGCUCGUCGGUUAAAAGAGGCACACAUUUACGGAAUAAAUGUAUAUUCUUUGCAUCCCGGAGUUAUAACGACAGAAUUAGGUAGACAUUUUAGCAAGACAGUAUUUCCAGGUGCAAGCACUGGUUUUCGAUCGCUUCUGCGACCAAUUUUAAAGAAUCCCGAACAAGGUGCACAAACGACUAUAUAUUGUUCAGUAGCCGAACAGGCAGCUAACGAGACUGGUCUCUAUUAUAGGGAAUGCGGCGUUGCGACUCCACAGUGGCGAGCACGAAAUGAUCAAAUUGCUGAAAAUUUAUGGAAUCAAACCUGUCAGCUUCUGAAGUUGGAACCUGAUACAGAUUUCCUCAGAUUUUUGACAACUGUUUCGCAUCAAAUUGCUAAAUAAUGUAUUUAAUUAGUAUUUAACAUACAUUAAGUUUAAAAUAAUGUAUCGUUUAAAUUAAAUGUACUUUUGUUUGCUAAUUAUUAUGUGUACAUUUGAAGUAAGUAAAAAUAGAAAACAUGUUUCUUUAACAAAUAGAUAAGUUCUAAAGAUUGAUUAUAAGAUGGAUUAUAAUAAUGAUUAUAAGAUAAAUUAU
Molecule: messenger RNA, 1371 nt
Organism: Temnothorax curvispinosus
Lineage: Eukaryota; Metazoa; Arthropoda; Insecta; Hymenoptera; Formicidae
Product: retinol dehydrogenase 12-like
Exons: 6
Coding region: 189-1178 (329 amino acids)
Source: RefSeq, a predicted model, not a curated record